Oncorhynchus mykiss (rainbow trout) is the source of this 2927-nucleotide messenger RNA. RefSeq lists its product as uncharacterized. Gene Ontology annotation, molecular function: RNA polymerase II cis-regulatory region sequence-specific DNA binding; DNA-binding transcription factor activity, RNA polymerase II-specific. Gene Ontology annotation, biological process: regulation of transcription by RNA polymerase II. NCBI's taxonomy places the organism in Eukaryota, Metazoa, Chordata, Actinopteri, Salmoniformes, Salmonidae. The record is from RefSeq and is a predicted model, not a curated record. Gene Ontology annotation, cellular component: nucleus.
AAAUCAUAUAUUCAUUUGAAAAUAUCUUUGUAAAUGUACUUACUUGGGAAAGGACCACAGACACAGUGUAAACAAGGACCACAGACACAGUGGAAACAUAUGGAACGUAUUGACUAAUAUUUUAACAUUUUCAUAUGCUGGAACUGGGUAAGUGUUUACAAUAAUAAAACCUGUCGAUUAAAUAUACAUUUUAUAUGAUCCAUUCGAAUAAAAAUAAUAUAGCCUAGUAGAAACACUCCACUACAGUAGGUGGCGAUAGAGCACAUUUUCUGAUAAUAAAACAGAAGAAGAACAAUUUGCUAGCUAUUUUAGCAAUCCAUGAUAAAUUAUAACAGUUUGGUAGCUGGAAAAUAUGAUUGUGGUUGAAUUUACACAUAUCCAUGGAUAUUUCUGAAUUCGCCACUGUUCGAACUUCAUAGCCAGAUAGAGAGAAAGUGGAAAGUCAACGUGCGGAUAUAAAUUAGUUACUCUACACUGUAGAUAGCUUAGCCACAGUGCUAACUGAUAGCAGACAGCAAUAACAAAGAUACUGGUAGUCCGGGUCAGUGUGUGCAAACGCAGCUGUCACACCUCGGCGACGACACAACAUUUGUAGCUAAAACGUACCUCAAGUUGUGACUCAGUUUCAUUAGAAAAUAACUGGCUAAAGAGAAGAACGCAAUGGAAAUCCAUAAAUGCAUUGUUAGAGGAUGCGCCAAUCAAUCGGACGCAAUUAUUCAUUACAGUUUACCAGAGGAACCCCAGAGACGCCAACGGUGGCUACAGUUUAUCAAUGGAAGCAACCCGGGAGAGCAAAUUCCAGAUGUUUCCCGUUUAUGUGGCGACCACUUUGCUGAAGAGUGCUUCACAGAACUUGAUCUCGGUUUCACCACGAGGUUAAUAUUAAAUCUUGACGCAAUCCCAUCGAUUUAUUCCUCUGAUAAAACAUCGGCUUAUCGGAAACACACCGUGUACACUGAGAGGGCGAAGGGGACUGGGAUGGUGGAAGGCAAAAUGGCCGGCAUCAAGGAGGAGCCAGUGGACAGGGAGUUGGAUUCGCAGGUGAAUCGCUGGAACAAUUUGUUGGGUUCACUCAGCAAGUCGUUUAGUUCAAUCAAAAAGGAAGAUGUUGGGGAGGAUGAGAGCAGUGCAGAGAGCUAUGACCAGAUUAGAGUGGUGAAAAUAGGAGACUCGCACACAGGAGAGAGGAAGGAUGAUGGAGGAGAGUAUGGGAUGGAAUACUCACACACUCACCCAUAUGAAGGAGAGGAUGGAGGCUAUGAUGCCAUGGUAACAGACCUUCACAGGAAAGAGAAAAUGAAUGUGACGGCGCGUGAGGUGGAGGGAGUGUUUGUGAUAGAAAACUCAAACCCAGAGGAGGAAUGUAGAGAAUAUGUGGUAGGGGAGGAGGUAUGGCAGAUGGAGGAAAGGGGAGAGAGCAGGACGGUAGAGAUGUGGGGGGAAAAGGGGAAACGGAGAAAGCUUCCGGGGCCGCAAUGGUGGAGAUAUGAGCAAGAGAGGAGGAAAACCCAGGAAGACGAAUGGAAGAUGAUUGCAGAGAGGGCGAGGGAGGAAGAGAGGGAGAGACAGAAAGGUCGGACUGUGGAGGGGAAAAAGAGGGUGGCAGGGUUCCGCUGCCCACAGUGCUGCAAAACCUUCCAGUACCGAAGCGAGUUACUGGAGCAUAAAACUAGCUGCUGCACUAAUGCGAAAUACGCCUGCCCAGUGCCACUCUGCCCCCAAAUCUACCAAUCCAAGGCUUCCCUGACGAAUCACGUUUGCUUCCACCAUGUGAAGGAGGACAACAAGGAGGAAAAGGACUUGGAUGCUAUCCGGAAAGCCAGAGGAGUCGGGGAGCAUCAGAAUAAAUACCAACCCAGCCAUAAGAAAUUCUUCUGCCCACUCUGCAAAACAUACUACAGAAACCAGAUAGUCCUCGACAAGCACUCUCGUAGUCACACCAGUCUCCACAAAGUGAUGUUGUGCUGCUCCUUCUGCUCUGUGGAGAUGCUGAAUAAAUGCACAAUGAAAAAGCACUACAACACGGAACACCCAGGCAGGGUCCCGCGCUGUGAGAUGUGUGAAAGAAACUUCUCCUCGAUCGACAUCUUUCUAACACAUCAGUUUAGACACGUGGCCGUGACUCCUUACUACUGCUAUGAGUGUCACAUCUACCAGCUCACCCAGAGGGGCCUCACUGUCCACCUGAAAAACCACGCUCUCAGACGCAACCAGAAGCAGCUAGACCAGCAGUCUGGGAAAAUCAACAAACCUGACAAUACAGGGAAUCAUAGUACAGCCCCUCUGAAGAAAAGUCCCUCCCCUCUACCAAACAACCAUGCACAUCUACAAGAUAACCACGCCCAUCUACAAGAGAUCAAAGAAGAAUUUAUGACCAAAUAAAUAGAAUCUCAAUCUAGUUGUGUUUUUAACCCCUCCCCUUUGUCCCAUAACCACCCCCCUCCUCUGACAUGAACAACUGACUUGUCCCAUAACCACCCCCCUCCUCUGACAUGAACAACUGACUUGUCCCAUAACCACCCCCCUCCUCUGACAUGAACAACUGACUUGUCCCAUAACCACCCCCCUCCUCUGACAUGAACAACUGACUUGUCCCAUAACCACCCCCCUCCUCUGACAUGAACAACUGACUUGUCCCAUAACCACCCCCCUCCUCUGACAUGAACAACUGACUUGUCCCAUAACCACCCCCCUCCUCUGACAUGAACAACUGACUUGUCCCAUAACCACCCCCCUCCUCUGACAUGAACAACUGACUUGUCCCAUAACCACCCCCCUCCUCUGACAUGAACAACUGACUUGUCCCAUAACCACCCCCCUCCUCUGACAUGAACAACUGACUUGUCCCAUAACCACCCCCCUCCUCUGACAUGAACAACUGACUUGUCCCAUAACCACCCCCCUCCUCUGACAUGAACAACUGACUU